UUGCCAUGGAGAUGCCGGUGCGGUCGGGUGCGCUCCCGGUGGUGGAGGAGGACGAGGGUUCGUGCGUGCCGCCUCACCCCGGGCUCGAGGAGCGACUGCGGUACCGAUCGGGCGGCGGGAGACGGCGACGUCGCGGGGUGCCGUUCAACCGGGCCGGCCACUACAUGCUGGUCGUGAUCGGCGACAUCGCCACCGAGCACCAGCUGGACGCCGCCAGAGCUCACGUCGAGUCCGGAAUCCGAUCCUGGGACGUGGACCUGGCACGCUGCGACCUGGAGCAGCAGCUGCAGUUCUUCGUCACGCGCCACUCCGCCCAUUUCUCCCCGGACGUCAAAGGGCAAAGGACUCUCCACUACAAAAGCGAUGUACUAGAGACGGUGGUGCUGGUCAACCCCUCACAAGACACUGUGGUGUCUGAGAUCCAAUAUCUCAUCACCGAUUCGGCCGGACACAAGCUUCUGAUCUUGAGUGGCCUUAGCUCUGAUCACGGUGGCCUUCUUCUUCAAACGGGGGUUUUCACCUACGAGACCUUUGCUAGUAUCAUCGUAGAUCCUGGGGUUAGUGAAGUACUUGGCCCAUUAAUCCCCAAGCAGCAGGCUACACUUACUGUGUACUGCCAAGGUGAGGUGGGCUGGAGCUCCCUUGGACAGCAGCCGAACCUCCGGGAUUUCCUCCAAUACAAACUAAACCCUGAGCUUGUCCUCCCAAAGAUGGAGGGGGUCACCGAGUUCACAGAGUACAUCUCUGCAACGGUUGACGUUCCUUCACCUUUUGACCUGCUAGAACCACCAACAUCUGGUGGGUUCCUGAAACUGUCAAAACCAUGCUGCUACAUAUUUCCUGGCGGACGUGGAGACUCCGCACUCUUCGCCGUGAACGGCUUCAACAUCUUAGUAGAUGGUGGCUCCGAACGGAAAUCCUGCUUCUGGAAACUAGUCCGUCACUUGGACCGCAUUGACUCCAUUUUGCUUACACACAUCGGUGCCGACAAUCUGCCAGGGAUUAACGGGAUCCUGCAGAGGAAGAUCGCAGAACAGGAGGAGGAGAAAUCUAAAGGCUCUACCAACCAUAGUGAUUGGAUCAAGAACCUGAUCUCUCCAGAACUUGGAGUGGUGUUUUUCAAUGUACCCGAGAAGUUACGCAUGCCAGAAUCCACCCUAAAAGUCAAACGCAGCAUUGAAGAAGCCUCUUUGACUUUACAAUAUCUUAACAAACUGGGAGUCAGGCCAGAGCCUCUUUUUCGAGUCGUGAGCAACACAAUUGAGCCCAUUACCCUGUUCCACAAGAUGGGAGUGGGCAGGCUUGAUAUGUAUGUUCUCAACCCUGUCAAGGAAAGCAAAGAGAUGCAGUUCCUCAUGCAAAAGUGGGCUGGAAAUAGCAAGGCCAAAACUGGUAUUGUGUUGCCAAGUGGAAAAGAAGGAGAAAUAUCUGUGCCCUACCUGACAUCAGUUACCGCCUUAGUUGUCUGGCUUCCUGCAAAUCCGACAGAAAAGAUUGUCAGGGUCCUUUUUCCAGGAAAUGCACCGCAAAACAAGAUCCUGGAAGGACUGGAAAAGUUAAAGCACCUUGACUUUUUGCGUUAUCCUGUAGCUACACAAAAAGACAUGGCCUCAGGAGCUCCUCCUGUUGUAAAACAGACAAAGUUAAAACAAAGGACCGACAGCAAAGACAGCCUUAAAUCUUCCCCAAAGACAUCCGUAAAGUUCAACAAGGAAAAAACAGAAGGACAAGAUGAUGUCUUGGUUGGUAUUGAGACAAAGAGUGGGGCUGUGAAAGAAAACAUUCCUGAAAAAAAAGAAGAGAAAAAGCCAACCAAAACCAUUACAUCUAAAACUGAUAUGUCAGAGAAGAAGAAACUUCUGAAAGAAAAAUCCCUGCGAAAACACUCCAAGGAAAGGGUAUCAAAGAUGGAUGAGAAAAAAGACAAAGAGAAGAAAGAGAUCAGGAAAAUUAGGAAAGACGAGUCAUCUAAAAAAGAUGAGAAGAAAGAUGUGAAGUCCAAAGAAGACAAAAAGAAAGCGACAUCUAAACCAGAGCUGAGAAAAAUAGCAAAGCCUGACCUCAAACCUCUCACGCCGGAAGUCCGAAAGACACUACACAAAGCUAAAGUAUCAAGUAAAACAAAGACCGGAAAAACAAAACCAGUGAAGGCUGAAGCAGGUGAAUUAAAGCCAGAAGGACCAAGGAGUCGUGAAGGAAAAGACAACCGAACAGAAGGCGUUCAACUAGAGUCAACAUUUAAUACAGCUGUUUUGAGUCCUUCUGCGCCUGAAGAUAUCACCAAGGACUCUGAAUUGACCACAGCUGAAUCUGCAGCUGAUUUGGCAGAGCCCUUAGGCUCCGAUGAUGUUGUUCUGCAGAUUACUGCUCAAAGUUUUUUCCAAGAAAAGCCAGAAGCACCAGAAACGGAACUCUUAACUGCAAAAGAGUCUCCUGAAAGAGAGCAGGCGAAAUAUGAUGACAAGAAAGACAUGGAAGAGGCACAAAUGUUUGAGGAUGAAGGCGCUGCAUCCCAGGAUGAGGAGGAUGAUGAAGAAGAGGCUGUAACUGCUGAGGCAAAGAGUGAGGAAGAGGAGGAUAUGGGCAUUGGAGAAGAAGAAGAUGAAGAAUUCCAGUUAAAGGAGCGUGAUGGUAGAGACAGAAAAGAUGAAACUGAAGAAAUGGAGAAAGCGAAAACACUCUCAGCGAAGGUAGACACAAAAGAGCAGGAAGAGGACGAAGAGCCAGAAGAAAAGGCUGAACUGGAAGAGGUGGAAGAUCUGGACGUGAUAGCUGAUGAAGAAAUCAGCAACGAAGGUGUGGCUGAACAGCCUAUGGUUGGUGAGAGCGAAACUGACACCUUUACCACUGCCAAACAUGAGGAAGACGAGGAAGAAGCCUACCCAUCCAAUGUGGGAGCGGCAACAGCUCAAAAAGCAGUAGACCCCAUUUCUUAUAUCCAAGAUGAGACUAUUCCAGGCUACUCUGAGACGGAACAAACCAUUUCUGAUGAGGAGAUUCACGAAGAAGCCGAGGAGAAAAUACCACACCUUCAGUAUGACGUUGGCAUGUAUGACAUCUCAGUUCCAAAUCAAACUGGAUCAUUUGUAAACAUUCACGGCAUGAGGGAGAUGCAAGCUUCAACCAUGAUUGGAAAAUCAUCCAUCCCAGGCGUGCAGGAGCAAAUUUCAAUGUUCACCAACAUCUUCACUGCCCCUCUAGCGGAAGAAGAGCAUGUAUCCUCUGCGACUUCUAUCACAGAGUAUGAUAAACUGUCCUCUCUCCCCACUUCUAUUGCUGAAGACCAGUCUGUUGCAUCCACUGUAACUACUGAGGAACCAGUCAAAACCAGAUCUAUCGAUCCCACUCGAGACAAAGACCAAAUUCUAUCAUCUGGAACGCUUUCACCGUCAUCUCUUGAAGAGAGGUCCCCUUCCACUGACUUACAGCUUCCUCUCGAAGAAACAAAGAUGGCUGCUAAGUUUCCCGUUUCCCAGGACGACGACGAAGAGGAGGAAGAUCAAACUCCUAAUGUUGAUAUCGCUCUAGAAAAACUUCAAGAGAGCUAUGCUUCAUUACAAAUAAUAAAGGCACAAGACAAAGAUGUUGAAAAGCCGCCUGACUCUUUAUCUCCUGCUUCCAAUUCUCUAGAAGAGGUCAAGCCAGUCCACUUUCCGGUGGAGGAGCAAAAUAUAGAUGUUGUGGCCCCAAAAGGGGUUUCGUCAGUUGUCCCCACCAGGCUUUUUGGUUCGGACUCAGUAACCUCAGAGAGUGAGGAACGUUGUUUCAGUCCGGAUGAUAUCACUGUAAAAAUGGCCUCUCCAACACAUUCCGGACCCUCGAGCGUCACUCAUUCCCCUCUUCGUCAUUCACCAGUUGGAGCCUUCCCGGAUUUUGAACUCCAAAAACUUGCCGACACAACUGAAGACCAAACCUUACAGGACAAUGAAACAGUUCAAAAAGACAAAAAGCAUGAAUUGCAUGCCGAAGAUGUUUCAACAGUAUCUGACAAAACAUUUGACAAGGACUUGAAGGAGGUUGCAGGGAAUGGCAAGCAGACAGAAACAACAGUAAUACAGGAUGCAUCUUCAACGAAAGUUCAACCACCCAUGUCAGGAUGGGCUUCUUCGUCCUCAAAUCAACAAACACACAUUGAAUGUGAAACGCUAUUUUUUGCCCACUCUCCAGAAAGAGACACCGAUUUCUUUGACGAUGACCACGAUAAAAAGAAAAAUGAUAAAGAUGAUGCUAGAUCUGAAGUUGAAACAUUUAUUACAGUGGAACAAAAAGAGAUGGAGACCAAUAAACAUGGUGCCUCUGCAUUGCAAGAACUGCAGGAUGAGCAGAAAUCAAAAUCUGCACUCCAGAAAGACAGGUGUGCCAUCACAGAUCAGAAGUUAGAAAAAGAUGCUGAUAUAUUCAAUGUUAAACCUGUGAAAGAAGAGACACUUGAUAGUGCCAUGAAAGGUUAUGUUAAAGUGCUGGCAAAAGAUUCAACUCCUGCAGCUGAAUUAUCCAAAGGAAAAAUAGUUGCAUCUGAGGAAAAACAGGUCAUAGAUAUAGACUCUAACCUCAAAACCACAGAGGCAGUUGCAGGGACAAAACCGGAAGAAGAUCAGAUUCAAAGCGUCCACAGCACGGUGCCAGCAAAAGAUGUGAUGGAGAAAGAGGCAGAAGAUGAAAAAUCCUUCACAAAACCUUGUCAGGACGAGAAACAGGGGAAGAUUGAAAAGGAUGAUACACUGUUUACUCAACUCACCAAAGAAGACGUUGUUUGCAUAGACGCAACAUCAACUGUUGAGAGUUUUAUAGCCAAAGGAAAAGAUCAGGAGAUGGAGGAAGAGAUUAAAUUUAAAAGUGAUAAUUUUUCUGCCGUACUACUGAAGUCACAACAGUCACUUGUAGAAAAGGAUGUCAUUGCAUUUUCUGAAGAUAAAGUCAGCAUGGAUGACACCUUGCAAGAAGAUGCUGACGCUGAUAAAGUCAUGAAAAAGGGUGACGAUAGGGUGAAUACCUCCACUGUCAAACCAUCCAGGGAGGAAGAAAUGACACCUGUGGAUCAAAAGGUUGACAUCAAAUCUAUGGGAGAAGAAACAGAUUCUGGAACAAUUAAAUAUGGAACAUCUACCAAAUCCACUAAAGCAGAGGAAUCCGAAGAAUAUUUUGAUGUAAAAAAAACUAAAGAAGCAGACAAAAAGGUUGAUUCGAAAGAAAAACUCACCAAGGAAGAAGAUAAAGAGACACAGAAGGAUGAAGGUUAUGAUAAACCAAUUAAGUUUGAAGAGGAAAAAAUUGAAAAAGCCAAGGACAAGACUGACCGCUCUGACGAAACCUUUGUCCAACUUACGGAGGAUGAAAGGCUGGAAAAGAGCGCUCUUAGUGACAAAGAGAUUGCAAUCCCAGAGACUACGAAGAUGAAAGAAGGUGACAUCUCUGUUGACAAAGGAAUUUUAGAGGCUAAAGAGAAAGUCAUGGAAAUGGAUAGCACAAAAAUAGAAAAAGACAACAUUGUAGAGUAUGUGAAGAAUGCAGAAGAAAAACAGGUUAAAGUUGAAGAUUUCAAUGUGAAAGUAAAAGAUAUAUUAAUUGAAAAUGAUGACAGGAGAGAGCCUGGGAUAUGUCCGAGUGGAGACAAACAUGACUCCAAGAACGAAUCAUAUUCCCCAUAUGACACCCAAAAAGUUAUAGUGAAACAUGAUUCUACUUUUGAGUCUGAUAUUAAGAUGGAUGACAUGGUUGUCCAGUCAGUACCCCAGGCCAUAGAAGAGGAAGUAGAUACGAAAAAGAUGCAUGAAGAAUCCUUGAACACACUAACUGCAUCUACCAGAGAGGAAGGUGCACUGGUACAAAAACAGCAGGACUCCUCGGAAGUUGAACCAAGUGAAGAACAACAAACAGUGCAUCCUGAAAACCAAGAGUCCCUCCAAAUGCAGGAAAAAGUGCUCAACGAAGAAACUAAGGCCAUUAUCAGUGCAGUGGAAAGAACGGAGCAAGAAAAAGAUGAUGCUCACGUUGCCGAACUAAAUAAGGAAAAGAAAAUGGAGAAGGAAGAAGAAAAAGAAAUGACAUGUGAGGCAGAAGAUCUUCUGGAGCAAGGGACAAUGUCAGACAAGAUUAAAGAAAGUUCUUUGUUCCACAUGAAGGUUGAAGAUGCCAGCGAGGGAGAACAGUCUGAAGCUAAAGUAGAAAAAUGGGAGCGAGAGGAGUUACAAGAGAAGGACCUUGACAAAACCUCAAAACAAUCUGCACAGACCACUUUUAGAGAAACAAUGCUGGGUUCAAAGCCCGACAAUGAGCCUAACUUCCUGGUUCAGUCUUUAGAUGAAGGCAGGGAUGAUGAAGAGGAGGAGUAUAUUUGUAUGGGCUCCAGACCUUUGUCAUUGGAGCCAAAAAAAUCAGAACAUGGCAUCAUGUCUGUAGAUCAGUUGUCAUCACAAACGUCUUCGUCAUGUGAUCAAAUCCAAGAGACCACACUCAGACAAAACAUAAUAGUCAUACCUACACUUACAAUGCAGGGGCCUUCAAUGGAUGAUGACAUCAGAGACGUUUUAACCGAAGAAUUAAUUCCUUCUUUGGAUGCUAUUGAAACUGAAAUCACUCCUGCAUCGCUUUCCCACCCGCAGCCAUCUUUUACUAGUGACACAUUAAAGGAGACAACUUCUAUUCCAGAACAAGAUCCAGCCUGUGAUUUAUCAGACUCUAAGAGAGAACAAGAGUCCAGCUUGACAGAGACAAAGAUUGUAUCGUCAGCAUUAUCUAAUACUGAAUCUAGAAGUGCUGAAAAUCAGGCCACGGUCCAACCUCAAAAAAGGUCUGUGACCAUUGUUAAGAUGGAACAAGAGGAUAAACCUGUUAAGGAGGCAGAGCGAGAGAUGGAAGGAGAACGGGAAGUUGCUUCUCCAGGCUUUUCUCAGCCUUGUUCAUACUUCCUGUUGGAUAAAGACACUGAUGACAGGGGCUUAGGUGCAAACCGUGAAAACAAGCAGAGUGCUGAUAAUGGAAAAGGAGGACUCCAAGAUGAAAACAGAUAUUUUGCUGCAUCGAAGUAUGAACCAUAUGAAAAGCCAAUUUCAAAAGAUUCUGUCACAAGAGACGAGACUGCUGAGUUUCCAGGUCAUACAUUAGAAAUCAGCAUGGAUGAUAACAGGAGAACAAGCCAGACAGGGACAGCCAUGUUUCUUCCGGAAGAUCAAGUCAAAGAAGAACCAUUAUAUUUAAGUGGAACUGACGACAGCCCACAGAGUGAAAGCCACCAAUGUGCCUCCCCAAGACAUGAAGACCGUGAGAAAGGACAAGAAGAAGAGAGUGUAAGAGAGGAAAGAUCAGACAUGCCUCCUGCCUCAAAGAGUUUUCCAGCCGUAACCAUACAAGACAAUAAAAUGUCCCAAGAGUCUUAUAGUCCCAAAGAGGACAAGCCAGAGAAAUCAGAGAAAGAAAAGGAAGACGCAAAGGAAGGAACUACCGUCGCCUUUCAAAUGGGUGAAAGGGAUCAGACACUAUUCGGUGCUGCUACUCAUUCCACAGGACCACAAUCAAGACAAGACACCUCAGAUGAUGAUGCCUCAGCUACUGUAGUACAUUUUGGAGAAGUCACAGAGAAGGCCACAGAAAAUAAAGAGAAUGAACAAUCUGUAGAAUUCCUGAAAGACAGGAUAGAGUUCUCUGAUCAUGAAGACUCUCCAUCUGGUCGACAUUCACCAGCAGAAAAAGACUCUUUGCCCCCAUUUGCUUCAUGUUCAGGAAGGCAAGAACAGGCAACUGGAUCAAGAACAGGGUCAGCCUCCUCAUGUGUAGGACAGCAGAUAGAUGACAACAUCCGCGCUUCGGACAAUGGUCAAUCCCUAUUAGAAUGUUCCAAAGAAAACCUAAUAGACAUAAGAUUACUUGUCGAGGGUGAAGAUUUUAAUGUUGAUGAUGAUGAUGAUGAUGAUGAAGAUGAGGAUGACGAGGAAGAGGAUAUGAGUGACGUUGAGAUGGAAAAGGGUGCCAGAGAGCAGUCUGAAAAGGAAACCUGCAGGAGUAGUCCUGAUGAUAAAGUCACAUUAACUUCCCAUGAGGAUGUAAAGACAACACCUCCUGGUGUGAGCUUCCUGAAAGAAGAAAUUUCCUUUAAAGUUUCACCCGAUGGUGCCUCAGAUAAUCAAGCCUUUGAGAUGUCAAAGGAGGACACAAGUAAAAAAAUAUCUAGUGACACAAACCUUCUUGAAAAGGAAGACUUCUCUGGAGCAACAACUGUUGAUAUGACCCUCCCUGAGACCAAAAGUAAAAAUGAAACAACACCACCACCAGGCAUUAGCGCUUUGAAAGAGGAAAACAUUUGUUUGAUUACCUCACAUGAAUCAAAGGAAAUUGAAGAAAAGAAACAGAUCUCCCCUAUAACACAAAGAAAGUCAUCAAUUGCUGAGGAUGUUGCUUCCUCUGAGGUGCAGCAAAAAGAUGAGAAAAAGGAUGAGGACAAAGCAUCUGCAGCUCCACAAUCAAGCAUUCUGACAAAAGAUCAUUGCCAGUCAUCACCCACUAGCAGCCUCAAUAGCAGUUCAGCACCAUCUGACCAGCCAAAGACCACAUCUAGUCCUGCAUCCGAUCUCUUUGCUCUGCAAACUGGAAGCUAUGCCGAUAUCGGACAGAGCGGGCCAAGAGAAAACGCUGAGCCAAUGGAGUUCAAUCAAGUAGGUCAAAAAGAUCCGCACCAUGUAGCCCCGUCAGAUGUAUGCCAGCCAGUAAGGCUAAGGGAUGAGGAAUAUUACCAAAGAGACACCCAAGUAGAAAGUGCGACUGCAAGGCAAAGUUCAGAUCUUACGGCAAAAACGGGGGAUGAGCGUCUUACAUCAACCACUUUGGCGUCUUCCUCUGCAACCAGUGCUGCAUCCCCCUUCUCAAGUUCUGGCCUUUUUAGCCACCAGUUUGAAGACCAUGAGGAAAGGUUUGUUGGUGUAUCAAGCUGUUUAGCCCAAGAGCUGCCACCAUUGAGCAGUGACUUUCUGAGCUCAGUCUCUAGUAGCCUUCAGAGAGACGAGUACAUGGAGGUGAUGACAAAACAUACAGACGAGUACUUCCAGUCAGAGAAGGCCAAAACGUCACCCCUGCAAAAUACUGACCCUUUAAAACAGGACGAGACAUUGUCCACAUCUCAAGCUUGUUUUGAUGUCGCCCCACAAAGGGCUGAACACACUGACAGCACAUCACAACAGACAACACCGGACAAAGACCCAAGCCCCCUACCAUGUGACUCUGAAUGUCAAAAAAUGUCAGUCGUGAUGCACACAGCUCAACACACCACCUCAGGCUCUUCAGCUAAUACAAGUGGUGCUACCUCAUGUGCCAUUACCGACCUGCCCAAUGCAGAGGAAGUAAAAGAGAGGGUUAAGACACCUGCGGUUGAAAAGGAGAAGCCUAUCGACUCUAAAGUGGAAAAGGAAAUUAGUAAAACAGCAAAAGGACAAGAAGAAGUAAGGAUUCCGGAAGAGAAGAUUUGCAAGGAGGGUGAUAAACUGAUAAAGCCUUUUGAUCCAAAGAUGAGUGAAGAAGUAGAUGUCAAGAAAGAGGAAAUAGAAGCUGAAAGUCCAGAGGAAAGGGAAGGCUUUUUGGAUAAGCUACAGGAGAGAUUCGGGGUAAGGCGGAAGAGCAGUAUAUCUGAUUGGGAGCUGCUACAGAGGCCAGAUGAUUUCCCAAGUGCCCCUCCACCAGGUUAUGGUGACCAAGAGGAGGAAGCAACGGAAGCCUUUGAGUGGAUGGCAAGCAUCCAUGGUGCUUCUCUGUUCUCCUCAAAAGUAACCGCUCUCACAGACACACCGAGCCAAGCAAAAACUGAUCGUCCAUCCGACUUGAAUACCCGAGCCACUUCUCCCUACCCUAUGGUGGACUCGUCCUAUGAAUAUAAACAGCGUAAAGGAGACCUCUCUCCCUCUUUCAUCAACCCAAGUCCACUUCAGUUCUCUGGUGACGAGGGCGAAGAUGACGACCGACGUGCCCGCUCCCAGGAAGGAAGAGAUGCAGAUCAUGAACAAAGAUCCGUAAAAAGGAAGUCACACAAGACAAGGCGCCACCACACACACCACAGAGAUGCUGCUUCACAUGGAAUGACCAGAACAUUAGCUGGAGAAGAAACACCACCAACAUCCGUAAGCGAGUCGUUACCUUCACAGUCCGAUUCCGAUGUUCCACCAGGAACGGAGGAGUGUCCUUCCAUCACCGCAGAAGGUAACCUGGACUCAGAUGAAGAGGCUGAACAUCUGCCUGUCGACAAACUGUCUGCUUCUGGUGCUGCCAGUGGUCAACGCACCGCCAGUGCCGAGGCAGCUCAGAAAACGCACGAUCCACUUCCCACCUCCUUUAAAGACUCUCCUCCACAACCUCCCCAUCCAGAUGUGUGCAUGGUGGAUCCAGAGGCUCUUCUUCUUGAUAAUAGGAGCACAGAAAAUGUUCCCAAGAAGGACCACAGGACCACCAGGAGCCUCAGAAAGUCCAAACCAAAAUCGGCUUCUCCUGCUCGGAAAGGGGAGGUCAGAAAGAGGUCCUCCACUCCAGUGAAACAGGCUCACAAGGACUCUGCUUCACCUCGAUCAACCUCCCUUAGGAGAAAGGACCCAGAGAGGAUCUCCAAGCUGGUCAAGAUGUCUGAGAACCAAGGUUCACGCAGUGACAUCCUUAAUCCUAGUAAGGUCUUCGUCAAUGGAGUGAAGAGCAGUGCAGGAAACAACCCUCAGAAAGCCACUUCGGGUGUCCCUCCUGGACCGCCAGUCUAUGUGGACCUGGCCUACGUGCCCAACCACUGCAGCGCCAAAAAUGUCGACCAAGAGUUCUUUCGGAGAGUGCGGGCAGCGUACUACGUGGUGAGCGGGAAUGACCCGAGCGGCGGGGAACCUAGCCGUGGAGUCCUGGACGCCCUGCUGGAGGGCAAAUCUCAAUGGGGCUCCAACCUGCAGGUAACGCUGAUCCCAACUCAUGACACAGAAGUGACCAGAGAAUGGUACCAGCAGACCCACGAGAGGCAGCAGGACCUGAACAUCAUGGUCCUGGCCUCCAGCAGCACCGUUGUCAUGCAGGACGAGUCUUUCCCGGCCUGCAAGAUUGAGUUUUGAGCCUCUUGCGUUUCACCACUACCUGUCUAGACCCCUCAUCCACCUCUUGCUUCCUCUUUUCCCCACUAUCGAGUGUGACCGAGUUACUCCUCGCUCCUUCAAAGCGGUACCAAACCAUUCGUUCAGUAAGGCCUGGUUCUGGUUCUUAAACCCUCGCGCUUACACGAAUGCUAAUAUUAGGAUCUAAAUUGAAUUUUCCGGGUGAAAAAAACUUGAAUGACAAAAAAGUGGUGCCAAGUCAGUGAAAAUGCAACAUUAAAUAUAAUAUGAAUAAUCAACAGAAAGUAUUACAGGAAAUAAUACUUUUUUUGCUAUUAUAUUAAAAACGACAACAACAAAAAAUUUACUUAACUUGAAUUUUCUGGUUAAUAACUAAGCACUUCAUUAGGUACACCUGCUCAAUCCAAUGUCCUAAUACAACAUAAUUAUAUUAAUACAUUUUAUGUCUUUGGUUAUGUUAUUAUUUUGGUAUGGAAUUUAAAAUGUUUUGUUACAGUGGAAUCCGCUUAAAACAGCCCAUCUAUGUCGACCAAUUCAUCAAAUUCCGGUCCACCGCGUUCUUUUUAAUCACGAAAAAAAAGUGCCCUUUUAAGUUCACAUACACGGUUGACUGCUUUUGUCGACAUAAAAACUAAUUUCUAUGAAAAAUUGGGUGAGUUUACGUCGAGGUCCUUAUUACUGUGUUGUCUCAGGCCUGCCUCCUUGUCCUGGGUAGAAGUAUGGCAUGGGUGUGUGAUGGAUCGCGGAUGGCGUCGGUGAUGAUCGUCGAGCAAAGAUUAUUGAAGAAUCCUGUGGAGGAUUUAGCCAAAUGAUAUCUGGUGCAGCUGGACAACAUUCUUAUAGUCUGAUAUGAUGUCAUCUCAGUCGUUAGAUUCAUGGUAUAGAAUUCGACUGCAUUACGACCCUGUAAAACAGGGGUGCCCACACUACGGCUCGCGGGGCAUGUGGUGUUCGCUGCCGUCCUCAAAUUGGCCCACGAGCCUGCCCGCAGGGACAUUUUAAUUAAUUUUAAAAAUCUAAUUAUAUGCAGCUUUGUCAAAACCUUGUCGACAAAAUUAGUAUUUCAGGUCUAUAACCACGUACCAUGCUUUUAAAGGAACACAAUUUUUAUUUAUAAGAUAUAUAUGCAAACAACCUUCUCUAGUCAUGGUGCAAAUAAAAAUACAGUCAAACCAACACAGAAUGCCAAUAAACAUUGUCACACAUAACACAAUUUGUAGACAUUAUAAAACACGUCCAUGCACUAUAAGACAAUUUGAAUCCAUUGCAAAGCAUGAUGAGAAAAAUGCCAAACACUUUCUCCACUCUUAUACAUGUUCGGUGCAUUUUAGCUGCUUGAUAUUUCUGAUUAAUUACAAAACUUUAAGGAGGUUGUCACAGACGUAAACAAGGUAGAGUCCAACUUUCACACACUCUUAAUAUCCAAUUUUAAUAAUUAAUAAUUAUUUAUAGAUUAUAUUAAUAUAUGUACACACACACACAUACAUGUAUAUAUUUAUAUGGUGAAAAAAUAAAUGUAUAUAUAGACUUACAUACAUACAUAGUUACUUUACAUUAAUUUGAAUCGACUUUCGGCCCUCCACCAAUUUUUUUCAGCCCAAUGCGGCCCCCAGGGCUAAAGGUCUGGACACCCCUGACGUAAAGGCCCGUUCGUGUAUGCAUUUGAGAAACUAAGGGUUCCUUAAGCCUAAGGCUUGGCAAUAACUAGCCGUUGGCGUUAUCUAAAGAUGGUUCCAGAACUCACAGGGAAUCAGUCGGACUCCUGCAUAGCAUCUUAAGACACACGUGCGCGUUACGCUUAAGUCAACUUGCCUUUUUGCUUGCGCCCAGGAACGUAAAUCGCCUUACGCAAUCUGGGAAAACAUGUUAUUUCAUAGUGCAGUGGAUACUGCAAUUGCUAAGCGGCAUGUAAAAUUACUAUCCGCAUUAAAAGGAGACUUCCUGUUCAGUGCAAAGCAAGAUGUCAUGGUUUGUCCGAGGGGCGUCGACGACGUUAACGGGUUCCACUGUGUUGUUAUUAAUGAUAGUAAAAUGCAUCGUUAUUAUUAUUAUUAUAAUUAGGGCCGGAGCAGCAAUGCAAAAGUCCUAUUAAAUUUGCGGUGUUUGUUCUAAUAGUAUUCCUACACCAAGUAAGAAUUGUGCAGGUGUUCCUGUUGAAGUGAUGAUGUUUUGGCACUGGACGCAUCAGAUUAUUGCUGUAAAGCAGCCCAAAACGCUGUUUUGAUGUCAUCUGUGCACCAAAUGUAGCAACCUUGUUUCCAAGCUGCGGCAAAGCGCUUCUUUGCUCAUUUGCAGCAGGAAAAAGGAAACACAUGCGAGUGAAAAUAUUUGAAUGCUAGGAUGGAGUAUUGGUGCUAUGCCGAAAAAGGGGAAAACAAAUAUUGCACUACGAGAAUUAGGGUUGUAAAUAAGAGAGCUACAUUUCAGGGGGGAAACUUUUUUUUUUUUUUAUAGAAAAUAGUAUCCUAAACACCUUUUUUUCCUUAAAAUAUGUGACAUUUUUCUCAAAAAUACACAACUUUUAUGUAGACUUAUUAUUACUUUGACUGAUUGAGACAAAUUAAUUCAUUAUCACAGAUAAAUACACGCAAGUUUAUUCUUCCAAAUGUAUCACAAUUGUAUCCUUUUUCUCCUUUCAGUUUAGUCCCAAUACUCUUUAUUUUUAUUUUUUUCGAAAAUACUAUCUGAAACAAAUUUUUUUCGUUUAAAUUUGUGACAUUAUCCUUAAAAAUACACAACUUUUAUGUCGACUUAUUAUUACUUUGACUGAUCGAGACAAAUUAAUUCGUUAUCACUGAUAAAUAUACAAAAGUUAAUUCUUCCAAAUGUAUCACAAUUGUAUCCCUUUUCUCCUUUCAGUGUAGUCCCAAUACUCCUUCUUUUUUAUUUAUUUAUUUAUUUAUUUAUUUUAGAAAAUACUAUCUGAAACACCUUUUUUUCCUUAAAAUAUGUGACAUUUUUCUCAAAAAUACACAACUUUUAUGUAGACUUAUUAUUACUUUGACUGAUCGAGACAAAUUAAUUCAUUAUCACUGAUAAAUAUACAAAAGUUUAUUCUUCAAAAUGUAUCACAAUUGUAUCCCUUUUCUCCUUUCAGCGUAGUCCCAAUACUCUUUUAUUUUAUUUUUUGGAAAAUAGUAUCCCAAACACAUUUUUUCCUUUAAAUUUGUGACAUUUUCCUCAAAAAUACACAACUUUUAUGUAGACUUAUUAUUACUUUGACUGAUUGAGACAAAUUAAUUCAUUAUCACUGAUAAAUAUACGCAAAUGUAUUCUUCCAAAUGUAUCACAAUUGUAUCCUUUUCUCCUUUCGGUCUAGUCCCAAUACUCUUUCUUUUUUUAUAUAUAUUUUAUAUGUAUAUAUAUACAUAUAUAUAUAUAUAUAUAUAUAUAUAUAUAUAUGAUUGUUAGACAGCAAAGACAUGAUUAUGAAAAAUAUAUAUAUUAGGUAACGUCGGUGAAUUGUUCGAUUCUUGUAUAAAGUACGUAGGAGAAACUAGAAUGCACUUUUUUUGAGAAAGGGGGAGCUGUCGUCGUUGGAAUGGAAGCACAGUGAUGACCUCAACCACGUACCCCACGGCACAUGUGGUAUUGUAAUAUGUAAAUAAUACUAAUAAUAACUGAGCUUGCCAGCAACAGAUGGUAUAAUGAAUAUUUAAGUGAGUAUGGAUGUUCCAGAUUUGUUGGAAUGUGGCGUGUGUGUGUGCGUGAACGCGUGCGUGUGUGUGAUAAGUUUAGUUUUUUAAUACAGCAUGCUUGAGGUACUUUUGCUGAGAUUGUCUUAAAGCUCAUUUAUUUUCUCCUAAUCGCCCUGCAAGGAGAUAACUCACUCAAAAUCAAUUCACAUAUCCGAGGGCAACUUCUGCGCCGUCUUCCUUUCCUUCCCCUGACACGUAUUCUGCUUUCCAGAAGAAGAAAAAAAAAAAACAGCGAGGAAAUACCUAAGCAACCACCGGGGGUUAUAGAUUAUACCGAUAAAACCUAUCAUGUCGAUAGUGCCAUCUUCACCGUCAAACCAAGCCGGUCAACCGCUUAUGUCGACAUCAGUCGGCCAGUCCGAGUUAAGCGGGUUUCACUGUCGUUCUUUUUCAGUGCUUUUUCUCGGGACUCCGACAUUGUUGAUAGGUUUCACGAGUCAGCAUUCCGUCGCCCUUUUCCGAGCUGAAAUUUCCCAGUUUUUUUCUGGAACGCAGCAAACGACUGUCAAAGUGAGGAGUUGGCCGAGGUAGAGAGAGUCUUUUUAAUGAAUGUCAACUCCUGCUGGAGUCAAAGCGCAGAGAUCGACAUAAGCCGACUUGGCAGAACCGUUCUCACGAGUCAAGUCGGGCUUUUGGCCUGACUCGGCCUGCAACCUUUUCCUGAACACGACUUGAAAACACACAUGCAGAGUCCAAACACGUACCGGAAUAUACCGUGCACACACACUUGUACAUAUGGUCAACAACAACAACAAAGACGACGACAACAAAUAGCGCAGUUCUUCAUGCACAAACAGAAAACAUCAUCUAGUCCUUAUGCAUGUGACUUAUUUAGUUAGAAUCCUGAAUGUAAUUGUUUAACAUGGAAGUACUACUACUAAAGUACUAUUACGACUACUACUACGCAACUUUGAUGCUAUUUUAAAAGUCUGACAAACGCUUAGUUGUGGGGUAAAUUAAAAAACAACUAUUUCUGAGCUGUGCUUCUGUUUGUUUACGUCGUCACGAGGAUGACGUGUAAAACGCUAACUUUGUUGAACUUAUAUCGCGCUUCUUCUUCUUGACAUAUUUUAAGGUAUGACUUGUCGCUUUCUCUCUGGUGCAAGUAGAAGUGCUACACAUUCAGUCUUUGUCAAAUAAAAAGCAUCCUGGUGGUCAUUCAUUAAAGUACCCUCAACUCCAA
Molecule: messenger RNA, 15941 nt
Organism: Nerophis ophidion (straightnose pipefish)
Lineage: Eukaryota; Metazoa; Chordata; Actinopteri; Syngnathiformes; Syngnathidae
Gene: map1ab
Product: microtubule-associated protein 1Ab
Exons: 7
Coding region: 6-11060 (3684 amino acids)
Biological process (GO): microtubule cytoskeleton organization; regulation of microtubule depolymerization; axonogenesis
Cellular component (GO): microtubule associated complex; neuronal cell body; synapse
Molecular function (GO): actin binding; microtubule binding
Source: RefSeq, a predicted model, not a curated record